Molecule: messenger RNA, 3501 nt
Organism: Budorcas taxicolor (takin)
Lineage: Eukaryota; Metazoa; Chordata; Mammalia; Artiodactyla; Bovidae
Gene: MOB3B
Product: MOB kinase activator 3B
Exons: 4
Coding region: 328-978 (216 amino acids)
Biological process (GO): signal transduction; positive regulation of protein phosphorylation
Cellular component (GO): nucleus; cytoplasm
Molecular function (GO): protein kinase activator activity
Source: RefSeq, a predicted model, not a curated record
GGAGCCCCUCACUGGAUCCGCGCGCGUCGCCCCUCCUGCCCCGAGCUCGCCGUCUUCCUCUCGCGCCGCCAGCAGCUGCCCCGGCGCGGGCAGCCGACGGGGCCCCGGGGCUGAAGGUAAAACCCCACGGAAGAAACAUGAAGCUCCCCUGGAAAUCAUUCAAGAGGAAGAUGGAAAGGGCUAUCUAAAAGAGACUGAGAGCUGCGGACCGCAAGACUGGGGCCAGAGGGCUGGCAGUGGAAACCCCUGUUGGGUUGCGCUCUCUCACUGAAAAGUCCCAGUGGCCUUUCUCCUUCCUGCCGAAGGAAGGGAGAGAAGGAGCAGACCAUGUCCAUAGCCUUGAAGCAGGUGUUCAACAAGGACAAGACCUUCCGGCCAAAGAGGAAAUUUGAACCUGGCACGCAGAGGUUCGAACUCCACAAACGGGCUCAGGCCUCCCUCAACUCGGGCGUGGACCUGAAGGCAGCUGUGCAGCUGCCCAGUGGGGAGGACCAGAACGACUGGGUGGCGGUGCACGUGGUGGACUUCUUCAAUCGCAUCAACCUCAUCUACGGCACCAUCUGUGAGUUCUGCACCGAACGGACCUGCCCUGUGAUGUCAGGGGGCCCCAAGUAUGAAUACCGGUGGCAGGAUGACCUCAAGUACAAGAAGCCGACUGCCCUGCCGGCCCCCCAGUACAUGAACCUUCUCAUGGACUGGAUCGAGGUCCAGAUCAACAAUGAAGACAUCUUUCCAACGUGUGUCGGUGUUCCCUUCCCAAAGAACUUCCUGCAGAUCUGCAAGAAGAUCCUCUGCCGCCUCUUCCGGGUCUUCGUCCACGUCUACAUCCACCACUUCGACCGGGUCAUUGUGAUGGGUGCCGAGGCCCACGUCAACACCUGCUACAAACACUUCUAUUACUUCGUCACGGAGAUGAACCUCAUAGACCGCAAGGAGCUGGAGCCCUUGAAAGAGAUGACGAGCAGGAUGUGUCACUAACGGCCCCAUCUUACCCUCCGGAAGAAAGAGGAAAGCUGUUUUCCUCCUGGCGGCCCAGGCGGGCAGGAGGGAGACUUCCCAGGCUGGAGAGGCGCGCCUACUGCCAGGAACAGGCCCAGCUGGAGACCAGCGGUGACUCCGGAGAGUGGUUCCCUGCUCACCUCAUGUGCUCUCAACCCUCUGAGUGCUGCUAGCGUGACCUGUGGACCCGCCAGGAGGGAAGGACCACCCCUCGCCCAUCCUGGAGAAAGGAUGCCCCUGCACUUAACACGCACAGCGCAGUUGUGCAGUUCUGCCUGUGACCUGACACCUAAGCUUUGCUGAAAUUCAGGUUUUGCGCCCAAGGUCCUUAUUCUACUUACCUGUCUCCUCAGCCAGCUGCCUUUUCUGUAACGUGUGUUCUAAGUACCCAGUGAAUUUUGGAACUCUGGAUGUACAACCAGUUUUUCCCUAACAAGUCUUCUUGUGCCGUCUUGGCAGACUUUGGCCCUUGAUGCUGUGGUCUCGGCUGGGAGGUGUGACGCCCGCCGGCUCACAGCAUCCGCGCAAUUUCUCCCCAUAAGCAGUUUCACCAGGGACCAUUCCACGGGGCGGUUUGUCUCUGCCCCAAACAGGGUCUGCACUCUUUCACUGCAGGGAAGAGACUGGUCUCUAGCCUAAGGCUGGCUAGUUACCAGUUCACCCUGAACAGAGUAUCUUUUUUUUUAAAAAAAAACGCCAUUCCUUGUCUCUUCCGGUCAAGAUUUUUUUUUCCUGUUUCUCCGAAGAGAGAAAUAAAGGAAGUUAUAAAUGACCAAGAAUGAUCAGCAGAAGCACUGAGCCAGAUUAGUGCAGUGUUUGUUCGUUAUUAAAGGGUGUGGUAACUGUCUCAACGUAAUACUGAGAUUUCAGUUGGGGGGAGGAGGAAAGUACAAUGGGUAAUUUGAUGCCUGUAGCUCAGACACCCAGCCCAUUGUCUUGUUAUCUUCCCAACCGGCUCUCUGAGCUUCUAGAUCCAGUCGAUGUUUUCUUCCUGUUCCUCCACACCCCCACCUCCUCCGCCUACAUUUGACAUUACAAAACAAAGUUAAUUUCUGCCCGGGUGAUGCUCCUGCCAUGGUUGCCAAGGUAACAGGCAAGCUGGAGCCGUCUUCCUUCUUCCAUCCUUGCCAAUGUGUGGAUCCCAGCAGACAGACUCAUUCUGUGCUGCAGCCUGCCUUUUGAAAGCUACCUGACUUUUCGCUGAAGUAAUGUUGCCUUCACUGAUUCCCUAGCAAAACUGUGGUGGUCCCAAGAGUCUGUAACUAGGGGGUGAUGAUACUUCCGGUGAUCAUUUGAAUUUGACAAAAUAGCAGUUGGUGGAGGGAAGUAGAUGAGAAUGUAUUAGUGAAUUUUAAUGUAAUACUGAUUAAAGAAUAACUUAACAACUCUGACUUUGUCUCAUUACAUGUGACAUGUGAAAGCCAUCUGGGGCUGCCACAAGAGCCUGGAAAGGCAUGAAACCUUUUUUUGGUCCAAACUAAGAAAGGACUGACUCACUGGGCACUGUGGCAUUCUUUGUUGACCUAACCCAGCAAACCAACCCUUGCUUUGUAUUUUGUCAAAUGCCGUCUCAUGGAAUUCAAAUGCUGCUACCUCUCUUCAUAUUGUGUUCUGAUCAAGAACAAACAUACCAUUUUUUGGUUUGGUUUUGUUUGCUUCCUAAGUAACUUUGAGAGGACAAGAUAGAGAUUUUUUCAGCAUCAUUUCUGGUUUAAAGGAUCCAGAGAACAGACAGAUGAGCCCAUCUUCCUGACCUAUGCGCUAUGCAGUAAGUGCCACAUGGGAGUGUUGAGCAGUGGGACGGAGAAAUGAUAGCACGGAGCCCAGGUCCUGGAAGGAACCCGGAAGUUUGGCACCAAGGAAAACCACAGGAGGUUUGCUUGAAAAAGCUGACAUUUCAAUUAAUGCCUAAUCAAGUAGGAUGAUGGACUCUGAAGACUUUUGUUAUGAAUUCUUUCGAAGUUUAUUUUCUAUUAACUGUGCAUAUGAAAUUUCCACUCAAUUAAAAAAAAAUCUGGAUUUUUUUUUUUAACUUCUUGGAACAAUUUCCUCAUGGUUAUAUUGUUCAGUACACUUCUAGGAAAAGUGCUGGCAAGACACUCUUAUUUUUUAAUUAUAGAUGGUUCCUAUUCCCACAGAACUUUGUUUGGCAAAUUGUGAAGAAAAUCACUACAGGCAAUUUUUUAUGUCUUUGGCUUGACUACAUCCUGAGAACUUCUGGCAAAUGCAGAUCUGAGCUCCUGUGGCCCUUCCGGCAUCUUCUGCUUUCUGGAUCUGCAGUUGACACCUGGCUUCUUCCUUCUGACCUGGCUGGCUCCCCUCACUUCCCACUAUUAUUUUAAAGUUGAGUAAUACAUGCAUCUAUGAUUUUUUUUUUUUUUUGAGAAAUGUCAAAGUGGGAACUUCAAAAGGAAAAGAUUACAGUGACAUCCAUAUACCCACUGUUGUCAAUCUCUUUAGUUAAUGGAUUAGAGUCCUUCUUUUAUGUAUGUUUGGGGUCUG